Molecule: messenger RNA, 2251 nt
Organism: Acinonyx jubatus (cheetah)
Lineage: Eukaryota; Metazoa; Chordata; Mammalia; Carnivora; Felidae
Gene: GGN
Product: gametogenetin
Exons: 3
Coding region: 174-2186 (670 amino acids)
Biological process (GO): double-strand break repair; gamete generation
Molecular function (GO): ubiquitin protein ligase binding
Source: RefSeq, a predicted model, not a curated record
GGCCUAGAUCUCGGGGUCCGCCCCCGCUGUCUCGCCCACUUGCCAUCACCCGCUUCACCCCCGUUCUUUUCGGUUAUUUUCUGCUACGGCCGUUCCCCACCCUGCCCUGGGCCCAGGGGGCCGCGGUCUGAACUUUGGUCGGCUGGAGGAGUCGUCUCCGACCUCCUUCAGAAAUGGGGAACGUGCAGUCGGAGCCUUCCGCGGGCGGAGGCUCCCGAAAAGAGCAGGCCUCGGACCGCUCCUCUGACUCCCGCCGUACGUCCCCGGUGGAGCCCGAGGUGACCCCCUCCUCCCCGGCCAUGCGCCUGGCUCGAGGGCUGGGCGUCUGGUUCCCUGGCAGCUCCGCGCCCCCGGGAAUCCUGGUACCCCCGGAGCCCCAGGUCUCACCCUCGCCCCUGCCCCUGACCUUAGAACUGCCCUCGCCAGUGACGCCCCUUUCAGAGGGGGCGGCUGCGGCCGCGGUCCCCACACCACCCCCGCCCCCCGUGGGGACUCUGCUGCCCGCGCCGUCUAAGUGGCGAAAACCCACGGGCACUCCGGCGCCGGUGCCCCGGAUCCGCGGUCUGCUGGAGGCGAGCCAUCGCGGCCAGGGCGAUCCUCCGAGCCUUCGUCCACUGCCGCCGCCGCCCCGGCAACGAACUGGAGAGGACCCCGACUCUCUCCCGAGGGCCCCAUCCCCUACUCCGCCCUUCUUGGCGCCGCGGAAGCCGCCGCCACCGCCACCGCCAUCUUCCGACCGGCAGCCCCCGGGCCACAGAAUCACUCCUGCUCGAGCCACACCCGCCACAACCCCCCCAGAAAACCAGGUGGGGUACGGCAGCGAGGGCCAGACGGCCAGGGGAGCCCGCAGAGGGGCACCUCCCCAAGCAGGAGAGGGCGAAAUGGCCCGGCCCGCGGUCUCCGAGUCUGGCCUGAGCCUGCUGUGUAAAGUCACCUUCAAGUCGGGGCCCCCUUUGGCCCCUGCGGCAGCGUCGAGUUCCUCAGCUGCCAAAGCCUCGCUCGGGGGCGGAGGCGGAGGCGGAGGAGGAGGAGGAGGACUCUUCUCCGCUGCCUCGGGUUCCAUCUCUUACGCCAAAGUCCUUAAGCAGGGGUCCCUGGCUCCUGGGCCCUCUCGACCCUCGAGAGAGGUCCCUCGGGAGUCUCAAGAAGCAGAAGGCGGUGAUGGAGACGGCGAGGGGUGUUCUGGACCCCCCUCGGGGCCUGUGUCCCAUGCCAGGGCCCUUCCGCCGCCACCCUACACCACCUUUCCAAGCUCGAAGCCCAAAUUCGACUGGGCGAGCCCUCCCGAUGGCCCUGAACGCCACUUCCGCUUCAACGGAGCCGGCGGCAGUGUCGGGGCGCCCCGACGGCGCGCGGCCACGCUCUCAGGGCCCUGGGGCUCCCCACCGCCUCCGCCAGGGCAGACGCACCCGGGUCCGGGGUCCCGGAGGCCUGCACCAGCCCUGCUGGCGCCGCCUAUGUUCAUCUUCCCGGCGCCCACCAACGGCGAGCCUGUGAGCCCCGGGCCAACAGGCCCACAGGAGUUGCUGCCACCGCCGCCGCCCACGCCACCACCCACGCCUCCUCCCGCGCCACCGCCCACACCGCAGCCGCCGGUGCUCCAGCCAACGCCGCCGCCCGUGGCCCGCCCUCCCACCCCAGUCCCGGGCCACUUGGAGUCGACCCUGGCUCCCGCCCCGGCUCCCAUUCUGCCCCUCGCCUUGGCUGCCGACCAGGCCCCGGCCCUGGCCCCAUCCCCGGCUCCAGCUCCCACCACAGCGGAGCCAACGCUGCCUGCGCCCGCGCCCACCAAGGCCCGCACGCGCAGGAACAAGGGUCCCCGCGCAGCCAGGGGUGCGACCCGCGCGGCGGGCGCCCCCGGAGAUGGUCCUCGGGAACGUACUGCAGCCACCGUGACUGACAGCGGAGGUGGAGGGGGUGGUGGCGGCGGGGCUCCUCCAGCAGGGAUGGCUAACACGGGCACCACUCGCCACUGGCCGCCCUUCCAGGUGCUUAACUCUUGUCCCUGCAAGUGUUACUGCCGCCACCAGCUGCGUCAUCGCCGUCUACCACGCAACGUAUCUGCCUGGCUGAGCACGCCCACCAACCACCUGAGCGAGCCGCCUUGGGUUGCCACCAUCAAGCUGGCUGGCUCCCUGGUGGCCGGGCUGGAGCACUACGAUUUGCAGGCCACCCAUUCCAACUGAGUGCAGUCUGCUCAAUGCCCUCUGCGUCCCCCUCCUUGACAAUAAAAUAACCAUCUAGAUAUCUA